CGUGUGUAGUUGUGAGAGACAUUUUUGCGAAUAAAUGUACUUUUGCACGCAAAACUAGCAAUUCUACCUUGACAUGAAAUCUAUGCGCGAAAAAGAGCAACAUCUACUGUUACUUGUCUUGUGGGUCAAGCCAGCACCGAUUCUAUACGGGUAACUGCAAUUCUUGGCAUCCAGCGUGCAAUAGUUGCAUUUUGCCGUGUUUACCGUAAAGACGCGAAGAGAGCGAAAAAAAAUUUUUUAACAAUGGAAGAGAUUGACCGAAAACAGAUCAUUCGCUUCUUGUUAUCGUGCUGAAUGGAGAUUGUUUAUUUUUUCUCAUACCGAAACCUAAAAAACAAAAAAAUUUUUUUUUUGAAUAAAAAACGUGAUGGUGUUGGAAAAAAUUUGCAUUUUACUCACUUGUCAUAUGAUUCCAAGAAGAAAAAAAAUGUUUCGUGUGUAUUUGUGUUGAUUUGAGGUUCGGCAUGGUAUAUUUAAGACAUGCAGCUUUUUCGGAUUAGUUGUUGUUUUUACGUUUUAUGGUGAACACACGAAUUUCUGCUCAUAAUUUGAUAAUUUAUUGCAUCAUACCUCGUUCAAGUGUUUAACUAAAAUUACGAAAAAAUAGAAAAAAAUUUAAAAAAAUGAAAUUUUACGGAAUAUUGUUUUCAGCUGUUUUGAUCGCCGUAACUAACGGAGAUGUUUCCCAUUUAAGUCACGAUGAAUAUUCAACGACGACCGUUAAUUACCCUCCAAGGCCAUACGAGUUUGGAUAUUCAGCAGGAAGAUUUCCUGGUCAUGUCGAUCGCACGCACGUUGAAGUUGGAGAUGGCGCGGGAACUGUCAAAGGUGCCUUUUCGUAUGUUGAUCCGAAGCAACAAGUGCGCGUUGUUGAAUAUGUUGCCGACGAAUAUGGGUUUUAUCCGAAACUUUCGCAUGAAUUGAAGGCGCCAGAAGAUACGGUUGCCGUUAAAUUAGCUGCGGAUCGUCAUCAUCAAUUGUAUAGUAAGAUUGCUGAGUCGCAUGCUAAUCCUCAUUUGCCGACUGCAGGCCCGAAAAAAAGUGCCGCCGUCGAACGUGCCGAGCAAAAACAUUUGGAUCUUUUUGCUAAAAUUGCUGCCGAACAUGCUAAAUUAGGUGCUGAGAGAGAAGCUGAACGACUUGCUUUCGAAGCGACGUCAAUUCGAAAUGAACACGAAGAAUAUUAGAAACUCGCGGAACUUUCAAAAUAACUUUUAAUGACUUGAAAUUACUGAAAUACUCAAUUUUAAACGAAUUUUUUGUAAAUAUUAUUUUUUAUAAAAUAAAAUAAAAAUUUUUAAAUACGAAUUUUU
Molecule: messenger RNA, 1313 nt
Organism: Culicoides brevitarsis
Lineage: Eukaryota; Metazoa; Arthropoda; Insecta; Diptera; Ceratopogonidae
Gene: Cpr57A
Product: larval cuticle protein LCP-17
Exons: 4
Coding region: 624-1187 (187 amino acids)
Cellular component (GO): chitin-based extracellular matrix
Molecular function (GO): structural constituent of chitin-based larval cuticle
Source: RefSeq, a predicted model, not a curated record